AUGAAGCACCCACGUGGGGAAAGCCUUCUCAUGAAAUUGGGGUAUUGCUCCACCCCAGGCACGACCAGUAGCGAUAGGAGCGACAAUUGCAGUGACGAUUGCAGUGACGAUUGCAGUGACGAAUACAAUGUCCGGGGUAGGAGGCACGGGGAACGCAGCGCCUCCGCGAAGCCAUUGUAUGACGAAACGGAUCGCACCAUGGUGAGCAAGUACCUCAAAGGAAUGAAAAAAAAUAAAGAGAAAAAUCAAUUUUACCAUUUCAAAAAGUACUUAGCAGAAAAUAAUGUCUUUUUUGUAUUCGUCCACUUGUUUGUGAAGCUGAUACGUAACAGGGACACAGUGGAAAACCCCUACGAUUACGUCAUGAAGUACUACGGACAGAGAGGGCACACCUCAGUGGAUGAUGCUCUUCGCAGAAAUUUAAUCAAAGAAAAUAAAAAAUAUAGAACAGAAAAUGAGCAACUGGUUGGGAAAAUAAACGAGUUGCUUGUCCAGGUGGAAGACCUGCGAAAAAAGGACACCUGCAAUUUUAUUGCAAACUGGUUUUUCAAAAACGGCGAUGAGCAGCUUGAUUGGACUGAUCUCUUCGGGAAAGAGUUCAUGGGGAGUGGUCACAAUGUGGAAGAUACACCAAGUAAUUAUACUACACAAAACAACCAGAACGGACCAUUUCCCGACAAGGACUACAGGGAACCCACCCACUUUGUAUUCAGUCGAGACACGUUUUACCUCUUUCUGAGUUUUCUGGACGACCCCACCAGAAUGCAACUUCGUGAGGUACUUACAGGGGGGCUCAACCAUGAGGGGAAAUCCGUCCUGUGCGAGGGGAUACACAAAGGAUUGUCUGUGUUUGUAAAUCAGUAUGUAUCUUUGGAGAAGCUGGGAGAAAAUGGGGCUCACAAAUUGGACAGGAAGAAGCAUCGCAACGAGAGAAUAGUUCCUACACUCCGCUAUCAAAAUGCCAAUAAUGCGCAUUCAAGGUGA
Messenger RNA from Plasmodium knowlesi strain H, 984 nucleotides. Its product is annotated as conserved Plasmodium protein, unknown function. The transcript has a single exon. The record is from RefSeq and is a predicted model, not a curated record. NCBI's taxonomy places the organism in Eukaryota, Apicomplexa, Aconoidasida, Haemosporida, Plasmodiidae. Bases 1 to 984 code for a protein of 327 amino acids.